UAAUUUUUAACUACCAUAUGAUUUAAGAUAAAUUUUGAAAGCAAAAUUUUUUAUGCUUAAAUCAAAUUCAAGCCUGAUAUCUGCCACAAUACACAAAGAAGAGCCAAUAUUUGUGAAACAUAGAAUUAAUUUUAAGCCAAAAUGUAAGAUAGUAGCAAUGUGUGUUAGUAAUAAUAUUGUGAUACUUGGAUUGGAAUAUAAUGUUUUAUUGAGAAUCAACCUCAAAUUCCCUGAAAAGCAUGAAGAAAUUGAUGUGAUCAAAAAUUCCCCGUUUAGCAAUAUGACAUCCUUUUCGGUGGACCAGGGUUGCAUCAUUGAUUCCGUGCAUCUCAACCCAUCCGCCACUCACGCCAUAGUUUCGGUGACCACCGGUGAUACCCUUUACCUGCACAAGAACUCCAAGAAAUUGCGCAGCCUAUCGAAAAUCAAAGGGAAUACAAUCACGUGCGUUGCUUGGAAUAAAUGUAUCAACAUUCCCAAUAAAUCUCAGACCGGACCCAUCUUGCUGGGCACUUCCAAGGGGACAAUCAUAGAAACCAAUUUGUGCCAAAGUGAAGAACGCCAAUUGUUUCAGCAAUCCUUGGAACUGUAUUCAAAAAUGGUCUUAAACCUGUCCAAAGAACGCGAGACGAGCGUGGUUGGCAUAGAAUUCAAUAAAAUCCCCAAUUCCUAUUCGACUAUGGAAGAAUCCAACAAAUAUUUCGUUAUAGUGACCACCAAUAACCGUUUGUAUCAGUACAUCCACACUUUGCCCGAAUACAACGCCAAUUCUACCAAUACCGAAAAUCCAUUUCUGUACCGAAUAUUUUCUAAAUACGACACUCAACCGGAAAGAUUUCACGAGUUGCCGGGUAACCUUAGCUGCAGUCGACUGGUCUUUAAUUACAGGUCUAGCGAUCAAUUUCCGCAAAAUAUUGCUUGGUUCUCAGGUUCCGGAAUAUUUUUGGGCAAAAUCGAUUGCACUUUUCGCAAAAAAGAGGAUUCGGUCAUAAGCGAGACUCGAUUAUUACCGUACCCGCUCAAAAGUGAAACUACCUUUCUCGGUGCGGUCAUGACAUCUUUUCACCUUCUCAUUCUAUACCCAGAGAGGUUAUUGGCUAUCAAUAUCUUGAAUCAACAAACGAUUUUGGAGGACACUUUUCCCAAAGAAUUCGGUGGCUGUGUAGGAAUAACGGAAGAUGCUACUCAGACCGACGACAGUCGUUUGUGGGUAUUUUGCGGCAAAGCGAUAUUCAAGUACAGGAUCCACAAGGAAAAUAGGGAUGUUUGGAAACACUUUUUAGCUAAAGCCGAUUUCGACACUGCCAGGAGCUUUUGCCAGGAAAACGAACUAUUAGCUUUGGACACCAUAACGAUCGCGGAGGCGGAUCACGUGUUUAAUCAGUCGGGGGAUUUUUCUCGCGCCGCAAAAUUGUAUUCCGCUUCGCACUUAUCGGUGCAUAACGUAGCGCUCAAAUUCUACCGGGCGGCCGAAAAUAUAUCGGCGCCAUCUUUAGAUGAACCGUCCAUGUACCAAGAAAGAAUUAUGUCCGGGUGCGCCGAAUAUUUGAAGCUCACGCUUACCAAGGAUAAAAAUAAGGAAAAGACCCAAGUAACAGUGCUAGUGUUAUGGCUCGCCGAAAUCUACCUAAGCCGGCUAAGCAAAUUUCCUCGCUCCUCCAAACAAUAUUCUGCCAUACUUGAGGAGUUCAAAAGUUUCCUGCUAAUUCCUCAAAUUCAAGAAUGCUUGUACGUGAACGAGAGUGUCCUAUUCGAACUCAUAGCUGGCCACGAUAACGAAGACGUCUAUCUAUUCUUUGCCGAACAUAGCAAAGAUUAUGACAAAAUUAUUCGCUAUUACGUCGAGAGGGGUUCUUACGCUACCGCCUUGAAAAUUAUGGACAAACAGCGUGACGCGGAAUUAUUUUACAAGUUCUCUAGUUUCCUCAUUACGCAUAUACCAGAUGAACUUAUAUCUAGCUGGAUGGAUCAAUACAAAAAACAUAAGGUCUUCCUAAAACCAUCCCUCCUUUUACCCGCCAUGAUCAAGCUUCUAUCCUUUCCCCCUUCUAGUGAAUCACAGUUCUGGAACGAAAUUAUCAAGUACUUAGAAUUCAGCGUGGAUAUUUCUGGCCAACACAAUCGUCGCUUCAACAGCCUCCAUCCAGACCGUCGAGAUUGGAUGGAUGAUUACUCGUCCUAUCACACGUUAGACCAAACUCUAACCACAAACACAUCUCUAGAAAAUAAUAGCUUUGGCAAUAAUAAUUUGCCCACAUCUAUCCACAAUUUUCUCAUCAGCUUGUAUUGUCAAUACCAGCCCGACCAACUCAUCAAAUAUCUAAAGGAUCAAGGAAUGGACAAAAGGCACGUUAAUUACGAUUUAAAUUAUGCAUUACGCAUGUGCAUGGAUUACAACAAUAUUCGCGCAUGCGUGUUCGUUCACACUAUCAUGGGGCUAUACGAACCCGCCGUAAGAUUGGCUUUGAAGUUUGAUAUAGAACUGGCAAAGCAGACGGCGAAUCUUCCCUUCUCCUCUCGCAAAAAUCUUCUGAGGAAAAGCGCUACCCCUCCCGACAGCGAUAAGAGUCUUAAAAAACGCCUUUGGCUGAUCAUAGCGAAAGAUGUGAUUAGUCGCGCGGAAAAUAACGACACUGCGCUUAAAGGGGUGUGCGAUGUUUUAGUGAAUGAAUGCGACGCUCUGACUAUCGAAGAUAUUUUGCCGUUUUUCCCUGAUUUUCAAACUAUUGACCAUUUUAAAGAACCUGUUAUGAUGUCUGUCAAAGAUUACAAUUCCCAUCUGAAGAUUCUGCAGGAAGAAAUGGAGGAGUGCACCAAAGGCUGCGACGAACUCAGGGCCGAUAUUCAAGAAUACACUGACAGAUGCAUGAUGGUGAGAUCGGAAGAUUUGUGCAGUUCCUGUCAGAGACCCCUUCUCACUUCCGCUUAUUUUCAUUUGUUCCAGUGCUUGCAUUACUUUCACACCGUUUGCUUGGUCCGGGAAAUCAAGAACUUACUGGACAAGGAGAGCAAGGAGAAAUUCGUUUUGGCAGAAAAGGUGCUCAAAUCAUCGAAAAAUUCGAGUCUCGCUCAGAUUAAGGAGGCGAAAGCGGAAAUGGAAAAAUAUGUCGGAGUGGAAUGCCCUUAUUGCAAUCAACUCAUCAUCAAUUCGAUUGAUAGACCUUUCAUAGAUCCCGAAAUUUACGAGCAGGAAUACAAAAGCUGGUUAUGAUUUUCAACUUGAUCACGUGCUUUGCAGGAAUAAGAACAUCAUUGGAGAUUUCGAUAUUUUAAAACAUGCAUCGCAACCAUUAAUCAAUGCCAUUAUUGUAUUAGCAUUUAUUUUCUUGUGAUACUAAAAAAUUGUUAUCGCUCUAUAUAUUAUACAUGUAUAUAUAUAUAUUUAUAUUUUAA
This is a messenger RNA of Gordionus sp. m RMFG-2023, 3393 nucleotides long. Its product is annotated as vacuolar protein sorting-associated protein 18 homolog. The record is from RefSeq and is a predicted model, not a curated record. Gene Ontology annotation, cellular component: HOPS complex; endosome. Lineage: Eukaryota; Metazoa; Nematomorpha; Gordioida; Chordodea; Parachordodidae. Gene Ontology annotation, biological process: endosome organization; endosome to lysosome transport; lysosome organization. Bases 53 to 3211 code for a protein of 1052 amino acids. The transcript is spliced from 26 exons. Gene Ontology annotation, molecular function: protein-macromolecule adaptor activity.